ACCCUUUUAAUUCUCGUCCUUCUCAAAUGAGUUUGUGUUCCCUUGCACUUCUCUCUUCCUCAAAAUCUCGCUAACCCUAACACCGCUGCAACCACCGCCCUAAGCUUCCCCUUCCACCUCCUUCUCCUCCCACUCUACAGAAUAGAGAAGCAUUACCGACGGACAAAGAAGAGAAAACGACUUGAAGCUCUGGUUACCCGAUCUACUCACAUGGCAUGCAUAUCCAAAAUCGAUUAAGUACUGCUGGGUAAAAUUAUGCAAGAUCCAAGGAUGCUACCAUCAGGGGAAAUCACAAACUCCAAGCCACGCAAAAAGAAAGUCUCAACCUCUAGAGCUUCCUUGAUCCCAACUCAAGUUAAUAACAUCAGAGAGAGAGAGGUUCAACAGGUACAGAGGCCUCUAAGAAUGAGCCAGAAGGCCUCCAAAAGGAAUUUGAAGAACGAGGGGUCUCCGAUGAUCCAUCAACCGGAGAGAUCAAACUCAGAUUCAUUGCCAGACUCCUCUACCUCAGGGGAUGAAUAUCGCGCUCUCAGAAGGAAGUAUUUGCUGUUGGAGGAAGAAAGCUUUGGGCUGGGGAGAGAGUUGGAGGUGAUAGAAGAGGAGGUUAAGACUCUUGAAGAUGAGAAGCUUGCAUUGUUAGACCAGCUGGUUGUGUUAGAAGGUCUAAUUGAUCCUUCUGAAGUUCAUGCUCAUGGGUUGCAAUAAUUGUAAUGCCUUGUCUGCAUCUGGUUAUUGGUCAUAAUUGAUUGGUGCACUUGUAAAAUAUAUAAUUGUAUUGCAUACUUCAGUGAUGCUAAAUUGCGUAAUUGAUGGUACCUUACUGUCGAUUUAUCAA
Manihot esculenta (cassava) is the source of this 835-nucleotide messenger RNA. RefSeq lists its product as uncharacterized. Bases 256 to 705 code for a protein of 149 amino acids. The record is from RefSeq and is a predicted model, not a curated record. The transcript is spliced from 2 exons. Lineage: Eukaryota; Viridiplantae; Streptophyta; Magnoliopsida; Malpighiales; Euphorbiaceae.